AUGGGGGUUAAUGGUACAUUCCCAAAGAAAUUGGCUAAUGAUGCAAGGAAAAUAAAGAAGAGGAAGUCACAGAGGGUGCAAAGGACGGGGAGUGUGCCACAGAGGAAACAAAGGACAAUGAGUUUGCAGCCUAUAAGAGAGCAGUUGUUGGACGUGAUGGUGUGGGAGAUCUUGAUCCCGCUGCCCGUGGAGUCCCUGGUGAGGUUUAAGUUGCUUAGCAAGGCCUGGUACGCUAUCAUCUCCGACCCUGUUUUUGUUCGUGCACACCUCCACUGCUCCAAACAGAAACAACAUCGCAACCCGUCUUCCUUCCUCGUCACCCCCCACAUUUAUCUGGAACCAAAUCCUUUGGGUCUUUUCUCCACCAACAUCCGUUUCUACCUGUGGUCUAUACAACAAGAUGACAUGAGUAGGAGCAGUAGUAGUGCAACACUCCUUUCUGGGAGGCAGUUCCCCACAGGCGAGUUCGCACUGGUGUCCCAAAUGUCACACUGUGAUGGGUUGGUGUUGCUCCCCGCUUAUGUCUUCAACCCAGCCACUAGAGAUGCUGUUGCGCUCCCCAAGUGCCACCGCAAUAUGUUGCAGCACUCCACUUGCCUUCCGAUUGGUUUCGGCCUUGAUGUUUCCACUGGAACAUAUAAGGUUGCACGGUCUUUCUACCGUUCCUGUGAUCACAGUUCUGUUGCAAUGGGGAUGGAGGUCUUCACCAUUAAUGGUGAUGAGGGCAACUGGAGGGAAACCUUGCUGGAUCCACCAUACCCUAUUGUGUGUCCGCAAACUGCCAUACACUGCAAGGGUUCCCUAUUCUAUUUAAUAGAUAUGAAAAAUCAUCAAUGUCCCCCGCGGGCGCUGCUUCGCUUCUGCCUUCAAGAUGAAACAUUUGGUAUCACUCCAUUGCUUAACAACGUGUACCCUACAGUUGAAGAUGAUGAUAUUGUUCUCCAUGAGCUUGACGGGGAAUUAUGUGCUACUUUCUUUAGCAAGUCUGUGCAACAAGUAUUGGUCUGGAUGGCAAGAGAUAUUGUGAAUCCAGAGUGGGAUUGUCAUUAUGUAAUCAAUGUCUCAGAUCACUGCUGUCCAGUGGCCUCCCUUAGCAUCGCUGCUGGGUUUCUCUUACGACGAGGUCAUUGCCUAAUCCGUUAUUACAUGAAAGCUCAUGGUGUAAAAGAAGAGGAUAUAUUUGAUAUGGAUGACCUAAGGUUCCUUGGGCCGAGUGAAGACACCUUGGGCCAUGCAUGGGAAAAUUUAUGUGUGUUUGAGCUACUGUAUUACACUGCAAGCCUUGUUUCUAUUACUCCUAAGGCGAGCUUACAAGCCUCAUAA
This is a messenger RNA of Aegilops tauschii subsp. strangulata, 1323 nucleotides long. NCBI's taxonomy places the organism in Eukaryota, Viridiplantae, Streptophyta, Magnoliopsida, Poales, Poaceae. The record is from RefSeq and is a predicted model, not a curated record.